Molecule: messenger RNA, 1035 nt
Organism: Myripristis murdjan (pinecone soldierfish)
Lineage: Eukaryota; Metazoa; Chordata; Actinopteri; Holocentriformes; Holocentridae
Product: U8 snoRNA-decapping enzyme
Exons: 5
Coding region: 195-830 (211 amino acids)
Biological process (GO): sno(s)RNA catabolic process; mRNA catabolic process
Cellular component (GO): nucleus
Molecular function (GO): phosphodiesterase decapping endonuclease activity; snoRNA binding
Source: RefSeq, a predicted model, not a curated record
UUCACGCCAGCAGAUGGCGGUAAAGAGCUUUAUUGCCCAAUCAACUGAAUUGGUUUCCUAAGAGGAGUGGCACAGACUUCCUGUAAACUUCCUGAUCCUUCAGGCUGGACUUCCUGCAUGCAGGUUUAUUAGCCUGACAGUGGAUUGUGUAACUCACAGGCCUUAAAGCGAGCCAAACAGUCGAUUUCACUGAGAUGGCGAGUGGACAGCUGUCCCGGGAGGAGGCGUUGAUGCGCUCACACUGCAGGCAUGCGUGCCACGUGAUGCUCUUCUCUGACACUAAAGCUCAGCUGUUUGGGAGAACUCCCAUGAGACACAUCGUACUGAUGCAGAUGCGCUUUGACGGUCUGCUGGGUUUCCCUGGCGGGCUUGUUAACCCUUCAGAAGAAACCCUGGAGGCGGGGCUGACCAGGGAAUUGUUGGAAGAGCUGGGUGUGGCGCUUCCCGUAUCGGUAGAAGAUCAUGUGGCCUCUUGCUUUGCUCCCACCUCCUCCCCAUCUUCCUCUCGUCUCAUUCUUCACUUCUACGUGAAGAAGAUAGAGGAGGAGCAGAUUAAAGAAGUGGAGAGAGCAGCCGCAUCCACGGCAACGGAUCACGGGCACGAGGUUCUGGGAAUGGUCAGAGUCCCCAUCUAUAGCUUCAAAAGCGGAGCGGGACUCCCGUCCUUUCUGUCGCACUCGUUCAUCGGGAACGCUCGCUCUCAGCUGCUGGACGCUCUGCUGCGCUUCAAGCUGGUCACCCCUGAGGAAUUGCACAGAGCCCUCACGCAGUCUGUCAAGAUACAUGCACGCACCUCAAAGGACCUGCAGGCAGCGCUCACACUCACGUAGGAGAAGAGGAAACAGUCCUGAAAGACACCUGAGCAUGCAUCAGCAGCAUGCACUCUCAAACAUGCACGUACACACAGUCAGUGCUGUUUCUGCGCCAGUGACUCAUGAUUGCCUGGUGUGCAUGUAACAGUUUGGAGGAAGCACCAUCACAUGCUUCACCAUUUGCUUGAAAUUGGGAAUAAAAUAACUGAUUUCAAUAAUCAUA